CGUGUUUCCCUCAGAGCACCGCCUCCCGGAGGACCGUCCGCCCAGCGACGCUUCAACCAUAAUAAGUCGGGCCUCCAGAACAUCGGGUCAAUGCAUCGCAUCGGCGCUCGGGCGGCGGAGAGAGAUGGACGCCAGCGAGCUGUUCACCAGCUGCAGGAAGGGGGAACUCUCCAGAGUGCGCUAUCUGGUUGAACAAAGAGAUGUGGAAUUAAAUGUAAAAGAUAAAUGGGACAGUACCCCAUUAUACUACGCAUGCUUGUGUGGACACGAAGAACUUGUUCAAUAUUUACUUGACAACGGAGCAAAAUGUGAAGCCAAUACCUUUGAUGCAGAGCGAUGCUUGUACGGUGCUCUGAAUGAUUCCAUUCGAAGAUUGCUGAAGGAUUACAAGCAGAUCACGGCCAAGUGUAUGCAGAGAGAUUAUUAUUAUGAUUUUCUCCAGAGGUUAUUGGAGCAAGGACUUUACAGUGACAUUUCCUUCCUAGUUCACGGUGAGAUGUUCCAAGCCCAUCGCUGUGUGCUGAGUGCACGCUCAAAGUACUUUGCAGAAAUGUUUCAGACAAAGUGGAAGGGAAAGAAGGCAAUAGCCCUGAAACAUCCACUGAUUAAUCCAAUGGCUUUCAGGGCAAUUCUACAGUAUUUAUAUACAGGCCGCCUAGACAUUGAAGUGGAAAAUGUGGAAGAUUUUAAAAUCUUAGCAAAGCAGUGCAAGUUAGAAGAACUUAUCAGUGAAGUAGAAAGCAAAUGCAAGAAAGUAUAUGAGUUUGUGUCUUCAAAGCCUGGGACCUGGGUAAAAAUUCUCACUUUAGAAUCUCAUGGGAAUUGCAGGCUACAAGAUGACCUGGCCAUGCUUGCCGACUGUGCCCUACCAGCUGAGCUUCGGGUUGGUUUUGGUGAGCUACCUUUUGACAGCACAGAUAACUUUAGCAGUUACCCAGAUCUGAGUUUCAGAGUAGAAGGCUAUAUCUUCCUUUGUCACAAGGCAUUUUUUUGCAGUCGCAGUGAUUAUUUCAGAGCACUGUUGCAGGAUCAUUUUUCUGAAAGUGAGGAACUCCAGAGCCAGCCCAGUAUUCCCAUGGUGACACUCCACAAUGUGACGGAAGAAAUCUUCAUUAGAGUCCUCUACUACAUCUACAGCGACGAUACUGAGUUAUCCCCGGAAAAUGUGUAUGAGGUGCUGUGUAUUGCUGACAUGUAUCUUCUGCCAGGCUUGAAGAGGCUGUGUGGGAAGACCCUUGCAACCAUGCUGACUGAGGACACCGUAGUCAGCAUCUGGAAGACAGCAAAACUCUUCAGACUUUCCCGAUUGGAAGACCAGUGCACAGAAUACAUGGCUAAAAUCAUCGAGAAGCUUGUGGAGUCGGAGGAGUUUGCUCAGGUGGUAAAAGAGGACGCCACAGCUGUAGAGGCCCGACAGGAGACUGACUCUAUCCCCCUUGUAGACGAUAUCCGCUUCCAUGUUACUAGUAACGUACAGACUUACAGUGCCAUUGAGGAAGCUAAUCAGAAGCUGAAAGCUCUGGAAGAACUCCUGGCUAGAUUGGAACUCGAGUGUUAAAUUGCUUUGCAGUUGCGACUGGCUGCAUAGACCAUAUUGGAGGUCAGCACUGAAAACAACGAGCCUUUGCUCUGACAAUACUUUUCAAUUUUCGUAAGCUUGACUACAUCUUGAUAAGAAUCAAGGAUGUUUAUUAGGAGAUGUGUCCCAUUUUGUUGGCCUACAUUAAAUGGAAGUCUAAAGCAAUAAGGUAGAGCCCUUACAAGUGUUCUUUAACUUUCCAGCUAGUACAGAUUCUUAAGUAGUAAUCCUCAUUUUCCAAUCGCAACGAUCAAUGUUUUCAGCAAUGCCGUUUCAAGCAUCAAGGUUGGUACUUCAAUUUGCUGCAUUCUUGUUAGAAAUCUCUGCUGAGAACUGAAAGAAAGCUUGAGAAAUACUUCCAAAUGCCACCAAAAUCUUGCAGUGUGAAUCUUAACUUGCAUUUGAAUAAAGAAUGCUAAAUAUUAA
This is a messenger RNA of Pristis pectinata (smalltooth sawfish), 2005 nucleotides long. It is a transcript of the gene abtb1, whose product is annotated as ankyrin repeat and BTB (POZ) domain containing 1. The transcript has 12 exons. The coding region runs from base 125 to 1558 and encodes 477 amino acids. Lineage: Eukaryota; Metazoa; Chordata; Chondrichthyes; Rhinopristiformes; Pristidae. Gene Ontology annotation, cellular component: cytoplasm; ubiquitin ligase complex. Gene Ontology annotation, molecular function: protein binding. The record is from RefSeq and is a predicted model, not a curated record.